This is a messenger RNA of Agrilus planipennis (emerald ash borer), 859 nucleotides long. Its product is annotated as farnesol dehydrogenase-like. NCBI's taxonomy places the organism in Eukaryota, Metazoa, Arthropoda, Insecta, Coleoptera, Buprestidae. Bases 69 to 821 code for a protein of 250 amino acids. Gene Ontology annotation, molecular function: oxidoreductase activity. The record is from RefSeq and is a predicted model, not a curated record. The transcript is spliced from 5 exons.
AGAGAUCUUUCUCUUUGCAGUGUUGAGAAAGCAGAACAAGUUGCUGUACCUGAUUCUGAAGUAACAAUAUGAAACGCUGGGAUGGUAAGGUUGCAGUUAUCACCGGGGCUAAUUCCGGUAUUGGGGCUGCGAUAGUGGAAGAUCUGGUAAAUCUAGGAUUAAAGGUAGUUGGACUGGCUAGAAGAAAAGAAAAGCUUGAAGAAUUGGCUAGAACUUUGGACGGAAAAGAGGGUAAAUUUUACCCUUUCCAGGCUGAUGUUACUCAGGAAGAAUCCGUUGUAAAGGCUUUCCAGUGGGCCACUGAAAAUGUUGGUCCUGUAAGUAUUUUAGUAAACAGUGCAGGGUUGGGGAAACCCAUCAACUUGACCGAGGGUAAAAUUGAAGAUUUUCGAAAAAUUUUGGACACCAAUGUGCUUGGAAUAUGCAUUGCGACCAAAGAGGCAGUUCAAAUAAUGAAGAAAAAUAAUAUCGACGGUCAUGUUAUAAAUAUAAACAGUGUUGUAGGUCACAUGGUACCGCCGAUUGCCCAUUAUAAUGUUUACCCGGCUAGUAAAUACGCCGUUACAGCCCUAACUGAAACGUUACGUCACGAACUAAGGGAUUUGAAUACCAAAAUUAAAGUUACUAGUAUUUCACCAGGACUUGUUGAUACACCGAUUUUUGAAGUGAACGGUUAUAAUUAUGACAACGCCCCUAUUCUUAAAAUAGCCCCGAGAUUACAGGCUAAAGACGUUUCUGAUGCUGUCUUGUAUGUCUUGGGGACACCUCCGAAUGUUCAGGUGACUGAAUUGACCAUUAAACCCCUUGGUGAACUUAUCUAAAUAUCUUUUUUAUAUUCGUAAAAAUGCCUUUAUAUAUA